AUGACAGCGGAGGGCAUGCGUGCCAAACGACGAACCACUUACCAGAACAUGCACGAGAUUGUCAAGCUGGCGAAGAAGUACUCCCCGAAGCUCGUGAAAGGCUACAGUGCAGGCAACAUUUCCGUGGUCGAUAAGAAGAGUUGGUUGGAAGUCUGCGACCGUAAACAUCGGUAUGGCGCCAAUUUGCGAGCAUACUAUAAAGAGUGGAAGCGACAGCCCACGGAACCGACGAAGCCGAGUUUCUGGGAGUGGCUGGACGACGAAUCAAUUGAAGUUGCUGGCGUGCCCAGAACGAAACUGGAGCGCGAGACUGUUCUCUACUGUGACACAGCUGCUGAACGCCAAAAGUUUGCGCUGUCGGUGCAGAACGGCGUGAUUGUGCGUGAUUCUGGCCAAGAAAUCGUGGAAACGGGACCGGAUGGAUGGAUUUUCGUCCUGCGCGAUGGUGUUCUCUAUGGCUGCCAGAAAGAGACGAAAAAGAUUCCUCGAAUCCACCACACGAGCUUUGUUGGCGGAGAAUGUGUACAGACUGCCGGAAUGAUGGUGAUUACGGACGGGGUCAUUAAGACUAUUUUUCCGCAUAGUGGUCACUACCGGCCGUCGGAGUACGAGCUGCUUGUGCUGUUGCGCUUUCUAGUCAACAAUGGUGUCGAUCUGAGCGCUGUAAAUGUCGACGUACAGCGGAUCCAGAAGGUAUACCGCGAGUCGGUGAAUGGCAUUCUUGUGCGAAAGUUGGACAAUGCGCAUUUCUGGAAUGCGUACCGUGUAUGGUAUUUUUUGGAAGAGAAGCAUCUUGCGUGGAAAAUUGGUCUAUUCGACGAGCUCGUUGAGACGGUGGGGCAAAUGACGGACACGCACGUGUCACUCGAGCGAGCUGAGAUCCUGGAGGAAAGUAUGGUAAAGGAGAUGAACGACGAUGCGUCUGAGAAAUCGUUUCAUGACGGCAGAUCUCGUGCGUUUUCCCUUUUGCAUCCAGCCUACGACCAUGCGAGUUGUGAAGGUGCGAUAAAGUAG
Hyaloperonospora brassicae is the source of this 1014-nucleotide messenger RNA. The record is from the annotation of a GenBank genome assembly. Lineage: Eukaryota; Oomycota; Peronosporomycetes; Peronosporales; Peronosporaceae.